Planococcus citri (citrus mealybug) is the source of this 4754-nucleotide messenger RNA. Its product is annotated as tubulin monoglutamylase TTLL4-like. Gene Ontology annotation, cellular component: cilium. Gene Ontology annotation, biological process: protein polyglutamylation; microtubule cytoskeleton organization. Bases 344 to 3049 code for a protein of 901 amino acids. The transcript is spliced from 18 exons. The record is from RefSeq and is a predicted model, not a curated record. Gene Ontology annotation, molecular function: tubulin binding; tubulin-glutamic acid ligase activity. NCBI's taxonomy places the organism in Eukaryota, Metazoa, Arthropoda, Insecta, Hemiptera, Pseudococcidae.
CCUAUUUUAUUCUCAUUCAGUUAUUUUUCCAUUAUUUUACUUGGUAUUUUAAUGAAAAGAAAAAAGAAAAAACUACCCAAAAGCGUUUAUUCGAGACUCGAGUACAACAAAGUAAACUCUUUGAUGUCGAUCCACGUUUUUACGCUUCAAAGCUACCGAAGCCAUGAAAAUCAGGCAUCGUACUCGCACUCGCACAUGAAUCUCAUCAAUGAUAUGUGUUUGUGAAGUCGUAAAACGAUUUGUUGAAAAAUGGUUGAAAAAACGUGUAUGAAGCAGAUUAUAGAAUAUUAUAAGAUACACCAUUACUUAUGAGACGUGUUUUACUAACAAAGAUUACUUGUGAAUGGCAUCAUUGCAUGUUGCAUGCGGUAUUGAUGAAUGGCAAUCGAACGAACCUCCAGUACCGAGAGUAUUGCUGAAUAAUAAUUAUGAUUUAAACACCGAUCCGUUUGGUAGUAAAAAACCUAAAUGCUGCGCGUUAUUAUGUAAAGAAAACACCCUCGCUAAUCGUACCAGAUCGAAGAGCGAAAGUCAGAGUUGUAAAUGGUGGAAUUGCAAACCAAACGAGUAUCGUAGACAUAGGACGUACACAGAUAGUGUGAGAAAUAUGCACGAUAAAGCGAUGAACGUUUGUAUGAUGCCGAAUAACAUGCAAGAUUUGUUAUUGGACGGUUACGAGAAGACUGAUAUUAAUAAUUGGCAGAAUGGUAUGAACGGUACCAAAAAAACCAAAACACCCGAGAAAUUCGAUUCUCAGCAACCGCUGCUGGACCAGGUUCCUUUGAAUGGAACUUUUUCGACGAUUUUUAAACACGAUUACGAUUUUAAUCAACGCGAACGGUUAGUCGGUGUUAAAAGAUCACGAGAAAAAUCACCUAAUUUUGUAGAUACCACUAAUAGCGAUGGUAUUCCUAAGAAAAUAAAUACGAGAAGUAUGCUGGGAAAAGAAUACGAAUCGUGUAUCGGUGUUGUUGAUCCCAAACACAAUCGAGAGAAAACGCCGCCACCGACGCAUUGUAAUGGCUCGACAGAGUAUACUACGAAUGGUACAUCGAAACAUACUCCAGAAUCGUUAGAUUCAUCUGCUUGUGAAUGUGAUCUCGUACGUGUAUCUUCGGUCAGAUUAAAAAAUCGCCAAGAUUCCUGCGAUACGAACAGUCCAGACGAAUCGGCUGGCGAUACGUUUCCAGAAGCUAGCGAAGAAACUGAAGAAGAAUGUCAAUGUUACAACAAAGAUGUUUUGGAAAAUAUGUCGAUAAGUAAUUUCGAACAUCAUGACGAUAAUUACGUACACUCUGGAUUAAGAAUGAGUUUGUUUCCCAAUGUACCACCUUAUGUGAAAUUUUCAACGCACGAUGUGAAAGGUGAACAAUUCCCUAUCCAUAUUCAUAAACUGCUCAGGUGGAAGUUGAGCAAUAUUACUCCUGUAGUUGUUCGUAAAGUUGUCGCUAAUACGGGAUAUAGAUUAUUGAAAAAUUCCACAUAUUGGGGUGGAACAUGGGGAAAACAUACUCGAUCAGCUGGUUUCAAAACGUUGUACGAUUACCAAAAAAUGAAUCAUUUCCCCGGUACCUUUCAAAUCGGCCGUAAAGACCGAUUAUGGAAAAGUAUGCAGAAAUUAAUGUUGAAACAUGGUAAAUCAAAGUUUGAUUUGAUGCCAACUACUUACAUUCUACCUCAGGAUAAAAAACGAUUGAGAAUGGCUUGGAAGAAAAAUACGUCCAAAGAGGAGCCUUGGAUCGUGAAACCGCCCGCAUCAGCUCGUGGUACCGGUAUUAAAGUGGUUCAUAAAUGGAAUCAGAUACCAGAUAAUACGCCUGUAAUCGUACAAAAAUACAUAUCAAAUCCUUUCCUUAUUAAUGAUACGAAAUUCGAUCUGCGCUUAUAUGUAUUAGUCACGUCGAUGAAUCCAUUGAGGAUAUAUUUAUAUGAUGAUGGAUUAGUUAGAUUCGCUUCAGUCAAAUACUCAACCGAGUUGAAUACGUUAGGUGAUCGUUAUAUGCAUCUUACCAAUUACAGUAUAAAUAAGCUCAGCUCGAAAUAUAAGCAAAACGAAGACGCGAGCGCUUGCCAGGGUCACAAAUGGACUUUGAAAACAUUAUGGAGUUACAUGGAACGAGAGUUGAACGUAAACGUAUCAAAGCUUCAAGCCCGUUUAAUCGACCUCGUGAUCAAGACUAUAAUUAGCGGAGAAUUCACCGUGAAUCAGCUCUCAAAUUCUAAUCUAGGAUCUCGAUACAAUUCGUACGAAUUGUUUGGUAUCGACGUUUUAUUCGAUACUGAUCUGAAACCUUGGCUAUUAGAAGUCAACAUAUCGCCAUCGCUUCAUUCGUCUUCGCCUUUAGAUUUAGCUGUGAAAGCUCCAAUGGUCUACGACCUGAUGAAUAUCGCUGGUUUUCAAAUACCAACCAGUAAAAAGUUCACCGAAGAACAAUUGGCCAGAGACAUGGGCAAAUUACCGGUUACUAGGCUAUGCUACGAUAGUCGUCUGUAUUCGAGAACGUUAUCACCUUCCGAGAAGUACAAGCAUCAUUCGUUUGCGAGUAGGAUACGAACAGAAUAUUUGAGAAAAAUUUUAGAAGAUUUGACGCCUGACGAUGUUCGUCAUCUUAUUCAAUACGAAGAUGAGCUCACACAGCUCGGAUCAUUCCAGAAAAUAUUUCCCACUCCGAAUACUCACGAAUAUUUACAGUAUUUUGAUGCGCCUAGAUACUAUAACAUGUUGUUCGAUGCGUGGGAGUCCGCGCACCACAGUAAACGCGAAGAAGGUAUCGAAUUAUUGCGCGCCAAAUGCGAAGAAAAUUUCCAUCUGAAGGUUGCCAAAACGAAUGCGAACUCGUCAAAAAUUUGCGAGAUCCACCAAAAGUGUCUACAGUUCCACGUCAAAAAUCAAAAUAACACCUCUAACGAUUAUCCGCUGUGCUUGUACAAAUCGCCAGCCAGUCUAACCAAACCCAAAGCAUCGUUCACCGCUAAGCCACGCUAUCGUUCUAGAUAUUCAGCGGUUGUACCGAGCAAAACGUACUUACUAAGAUCACGUAAACAUUAACCCGACAAUAGACGAUUUUGUUCUACGAUCGAAUCGAAAAAUCGUCUUAAUAUUUUACUUUCGCCGAAGCCGACAUAUUACAUUUUAAUUAUUUUCGUACAUUUGUCUAUAUUCUAAGCUAACCUUUCUUCUUUUGUAUUCUUCGACAUCGUGUUACUUGUGUUUUUCUUCUUCUUCUACAUCGUAGUGUACUUAUAUAUUUCUCGCGUUAUCAUGGAUGGUAAAUUUAAAAGGGUAAUUUUUUUGGUUAAAUUACGUAAUACGUUCGUACGAAAAUACUCUUCGGCCGGUUUGACGACCAAGCAACGAAGAACUUGCGACGAUUACACGUCCAACUCCAAAGUGAGCUAAAACAAAACCCCCUUCGGUUAAAUUUGAUCGUAAAAAUUAUGGAAAUUAAUUUACAUAUUCAAACGAACGUUCGUAUAUUUUACGUGUUAUAGUCUUCCAAACAAAACAAUGGUGAGAUUUCUACCGCUGUUGGAGAUUGUAAAUUCGAUAUGUCUUGCUAGCUCAUCAUCGAUGUGAGAUUGGCUACGAGAAGAGUACUGUUGAUUUAUUAGAUUGGUCGUCGUAAUUUGAGAACAAAAAGAAAAAAUGACUCGUAGUCGAACGGUUAUGGUUUCCGAGACAGUCGUAAUAAUUUAUUAGCAUCGAAAAGUUACCUAUUUGUAUUCGUUUUUUUUCUUUUUUCUCUUCUUUAAUUUAUUUUUGAUAAAUCUCGUUCGAUUUCGAGUAAAUAAACGACAACACUAACGUAAUGACAAUAUCAUUAAGUGGUAUUACCCUUCCUUCGACGAGAAGAUAUAUAGUAUUAUUUGUGCGUGUUUUUACGUAAUGAGAUAUCGUCCAUUUUAUAUUAUUUAAGCCGAUUCGUAGUCGGAAACGAGAGGGUUUUUCCCUAUAAAGUUUUUUUUCUUGUAUUAUGUAAUCGUGUACCUGCGUUGACUUUGUAUAUUUUGUAAUACGUACAUAUAGAUAUUUAAAAGUUAGCGGAAAUUUUCCUACGUUAAAGUGGCCGGAAAUAAUGACGAAAGUUGAGGAAAGUGGUGACAAUUUUACAGUAUAGAUGUACAGUGUACACUGCCCAAUCCCAAUCCAUUCGUAUAUCUAGUUAUUAGAUUCGUUAAUUUACAUAUUAAUGAAGACAACGAACGAACGACGAAGAAAAUGAAUUCUUUUUAAAGUACAUAUAUACGGCCAUGUACAUUGAGUAGUUUAACCCGGGCCUAAUUAAUUUGUAACUUAAUUAGUAACGCGUGUAUGUUACAAUUUUGUAUUUUUUUGUUUGUGUCUCUGUAAUCUGUAUUGUGUAUUAUUUUUAGGUAUUACGAAUACGAUCGAUGAUGAUCGUCGAAGCCCCCUCCCCCCUUAUCCCUUGUAAUUUUAUUGAAUCAUUUAUGUAUGUAUUGUAUAUGUAGAUUCAAUUGUUUUGUGCUCGAGUAUUAGCGGGCGUCGUGUUGAUCACUUUUUUUUUCGGUGACGCGUUUUAUGCGUCGCGACUAAGCCGAGUAUAUUGACAAGUCUGAAAGUGAUAUUAUAAUAAUGUAGAAUCGUAAUCGUGAAAUAACGUAGUUAUUUUUGAGUUUCUGUCUGUCUUUAAUUUAUUAUUAUUAUUUUUUUUUUUAAUUUAACGCGUAUGCUCAAAUUAUUUUAGUAAGUUAUUUUAUUUUCGAACAGUAAAUUGGAUAAUUUGAAAGUAAAA